AAAGUUCGCAACUUGCUCAAAUGCUCAGCUGAAUCUUCCGCCUGUCUCUCGUGCCCCAAAAAAACUUUUAUAAAUUUAUUUAUUUAUUUUUUGCUGGAAAAAUAUACGAUUUUAUUAGGGUUAGUUUUGGAGCUUCCGAUUUGGACGGCGGAAAAGUAAAGAAAUUAAAAUAAAAAACCUUAAGAAAAUACCAAAAAAAAAAAAAAAAAAAAAUUUGGAAUAAAUUUGCUUUUCGUCAUUGCUCCGCAAAGUUGAGAAUACCCCUUUUCUCUCUGCCUCUUCUUCCUUUCUCUCCUUUCAUUGGACAAAAAUCUGGCUAUCAACAUGUUUAAUUCUUGUAUUUUCCGUCUCUGCUCAUCAACAAUCUGUCUGUUGUAUCUGCUUGGGAUUCAGCUUUCUGGCUUAGCAAAGAUUUUCAAUCACUCUGGCAGCUGCAACCCAGUCAAAGCUUUCUCGCACCACCAAGCGGGUGUGGGGUACUAAUGACCGUGCGAUUGUACUCUGUGUUUUGCGAAGAUCAAGGUCAUCCCAUAUAUGGAGAUUGUGUCGUACUUCUGAGGGUUUAUCUGUUGAUUAUGGCUAAAGUUACCACCUUUUAAGUUUUUGAAUUGUGCUAGUGGGCUAUUUGGAGUAAUUUUGAAUUUGACUAUGUAAAUAAGUUGGUCAUUCUUAGCUCUCUGUGAUAAUUUGAUUGAUUGUUCAGUAAAGCUCUGCUCAGUGCUGCAAGCCUGUUAGUGUAUAAUGGGUCGCUUCUCGUGCUUCUACGGUCACGCUCCCGGUCAAAAGCAAAAGAAAUCAGCCCAACCUUCAUUUGAAGCAAUGGUCAAGACACUGCAACUUGGUUCUCAAAAUAAUGAAUCAGCACUCUCUGGCAAUCCUAUAACCAGGCAUGAAUUUCAUAUAGGGAAAAGUGAGGCUAGUGAAACUGAGCAUCUUACAUUGGCCUCACGUAGUUGGAAAUCUGGAGAAGUAAAAUGUGAUUAUGAUGUUGUGAGUAAUGCAGACUCUAUGCACUUUCAGACAGGGAAUAUUAGAAGAAGUCUUUCUGUUGGUUGUGAAUUGGAAAAAGAAAGAAUCUUUGGUGUCAGUAAUGGUGAUGACUGCUAUGAUCAGGAGUUUUCUUUUGAAGGGUCACAUGAUUGUGAUGAGGUUGUUGAUGUAUCACCUACAAAUGAUGCCAGGAGUCAAGGGAUCUCCUCUCCUGAUCAGAAUCAUGAAGCUUCUCGUAUGCUGUGCCCCAAUAUUAGUUCUGAUAUUGGAAACCAAGAGUUAGUCGUAGCUGUUUAUAACCCUCAAUAUUUGAAUAAGGAAGGUCUUGAAGACUCUCAUCGCUCAUUGCAUAUGGGGGCUCCCGAUGGUUCUGGUCAGAAUUCACCUACUCAAUCCUGCAUUUCUAAAUCGUACUCUAUGCCAAAUUUUGGGUCCAUGUCUCCAACUUCUCCUGGUCUUUCUGCCUGUGUCAUGUUGCCUUCUCGUAAUAGAUCUUUUGAGGAUCUUAAAAAGCUCUUUGUUAACAAUGAAAGUGUUUCAGCUCAUAAUGCAGAGAUUGUUGGAUUAUGCAAGGAUGAUAAUUUGAACUGUCCUGAGAAAUUUGAUGGAGAAAAUGCUGUUUUAAAUGGUUAUGACUCUUAUAAUUAUGGUUGUUCAAGCAAAGACUGGAUAGUCUCAAUGCCAGAUGAAAUUGGUGUAAUGGGACAUGGCCAGGGCAACUCUUCAUCUGAUCCCUGGGGUGACUUUGCAAACAGGGAAUUUAAGACCAAGCUCAUUGAGGAUUGGGUUAUUGAUCUUCAGCACUGCAGCCCCAUAGAAGAGACCAAUGAAGUGGCUGAUUCUGGUAAUGAGGUAAAAAGAAGAUCUGCAUUCUUGGAUGGUCUGGAUAAAGUGGAUAUGAAUCUAUACCCAGGCAUGGAGGCAGCAAAAAGAUACAUAUCUUCUCUGAAUGCCACAACGACCACUGCACAGCUGGCCAAUCAUGGUUUGGUUGUAAUCCCACUUCUCAGUGCAUUUGUUGGCUUAAAGGUUCUAAAUCUAUCUGGGAAUUCUAUAGUGAGAAUUACUGCUGGUGCUCUUCCUCGAGGAUUGCAUAUGUUGAACUUGUCCAAAAACAAGAUAUCGACCAUUGAAGGUUUAAGAGAGCUUACAAGGCUUCGCAUAUUAGACCUGAGUUACAAUAAAAUAUCCAGAAUUGGACAUGGUCUUACAUCAUGCUCCACUUUGAAGGAAUUAUACUUAGCUGGAAAUAAAAUCAGUGAGGUGGAAGGUCUACACAGGCUUUUAAAGCUAACUGUUCUUGAUUUGCGGUUCAACAAGAUUGCUACUUCCAAAGGUCUAGGACAACUUGCUGCUAAUUACAAUUCCUUGCAAGCUAUCAGUUUGGAAGGAAAUCCUGCCCAGAAAAAUGUCGGGGAUGAGCAACUGAAAAAGUAUCUACAGGACCUACUUCCUUAUCUAGCUUACUACAACCGGCUGAAUAUAAAAUCCAGCACACUGAAAGAUUCCUCAGAUAGGUCUGUUCGACUGGGUAUUUCAGACCGGGGACUUAGAUCUGAUCACAAGUCUUCCUCACGUAGUGGAAGUGGCGCUCCAAAACGAUCAACUCAUUCAUAUACACAUGGGCAGAAGGGUCAAUCAUCAGACUCUCUGAGGCAAUCUAAAGGGAAACAUGUGCUGGUUCCACCAAGUGGGGCAAAACCGAGUCACCACCAUAAUAAUAUCGACUUUUCCAACAAGCUUCAAAGUUUGAGAUCUGGUCUCUCACUCCACAAAAGUCGAAGUGAGGGCACUCUCGCUGUACUGUAAGUUUGUCUUCUGCUUAUCAAACCUACCAGGAGUAAGGUUCCUUCUAUUGUCUUUUGCAUGGAAUUAUAUUUGUGGUUUGUGAUAUUUUUUUCUAGUUACUCAAGUUUUCAUAUUAUGCUGGUGCAAGAGCAUUAUGAAGCUGGUGCUCUUCUGAAAUUCAAGUUUGUUUCAAUGCAAUAAUAGAAAUUUGCUACAAUAAAAAAUUCAUAAGACUUUCUAGCCAUUUUUUAGUCAUAUAUAUAGUCCAUUAUUUUAGCGUUUGA
This is a messenger RNA of Chenopodium quinoa (quinoa), 3062 nucleotides long. RefSeq lists its product as uncharacterized. The coding region runs from base 742 to 2799 and encodes 685 amino acids. The transcript has 5 exons. Lineage: Eukaryota; Viridiplantae; Streptophyta; Magnoliopsida; Caryophyllales; Amaranthaceae. Gene Ontology annotation, cellular component: cytoplasm. Gene Ontology annotation, molecular function: protein kinase binding. The record is from RefSeq and is a predicted model, not a curated record.